Messenger RNA from Oreochromis aureus, 1133 nucleotides. Its product is annotated as tripartite motif-containing protein 35-like. The record is from RefSeq and is a predicted model, not a curated record. The transcript has a single exon. Gene Ontology annotation, molecular function: zinc ion binding. NCBI's taxonomy places the organism in Eukaryota, Metazoa, Chordata, Actinopteri, Cichliformes, Cichlidae. The annotation marks the transcript as partial.
AGCUGAGACGCCGUUACUGGGAGUCAGAUCUCUGCUGAAAAACACACGUUUGGAGGAUUUUAAUCAGACAGUUCAAGAGACACUAAUUUGGUGACUUAAAAAUGCUGAAAGAUCAAAUUGCUGAGAGAGCUCUUCUUGGAAAUUACCUGAGCUGCCAUGUGUGUUCAGAGACUUUCAGAGAUCCUGUGUCUCUGAGCUGCAGCCACAACUUCUGUUCAAGCUGCCUGCAGAAAUUCUGGGAACAAACUAAAAACACAAACUGUCCCAUUUGUAAGAGAAAGUCUUCAAAGGAUCGUCCUCAUGUCAACUUUGCACUGAAAGAACUUGCUGAUUCAUUUUCUGGAAGAGAGAAAUCUGGAUCAUCUGAGACAGAAAAAGGAGAGAAGAAAUUAACAGUGGUGUGCAGUAAACAUGAGGAAGAGCCUAAACUGUUCUGUGUGGACGAGCAGAGAGCUGUGUGUACUGUCUGUGACUUUCCUCACCAGCAGAGUCACAAAGUGGUUCCUGUAGAAGAAGCAGUCAGUGACCUGAAGGAGCAGCUGAAAUCUGACUUAAAGUCUCUGCAGGACAAGAGGAACAAAUACAAACAAGUGGAGAAAACAUACAAUGACAUGAUUCAACACUCCAAGAAGCAGCUGUUGUCCACAGAGAGGCAGAUCAGAGCAGAGUUCAACAAGCUCCAGCAGUUCCUGAAAGAGGAAGAGGAGUCCAGACUGGCAGCUCUGAGGGAGGAAGAGGAGCAGAAGGGGAGGACUAUCAGCAGAGAGAUGAAGAUGAUUGAGGAGCAGAUCCCCUCUCUGUCAGACAGCAUCUCUGCUGUUGAAGAAGAGCUGCAGAAACACAGCGUGCCAUUCCUCAGCAGUUAUAAAGACACUCAGAGCAGAGCCCAGAGCUCAGUGUCAGAUCCACAGCUGGUCUCAGGAGCACUGAUAGAUGUGGCCAAACACCUGGGCAACCUGUCCUUCAGAGUGUGGGAGAAGAUGAAGGAGAAGGUCCACUUCAGUCCUGUCAUUCUGGACCCAAACACUGCAAACUGCUGUCUCUAUCUGUCUGAUGAUCUGACCAGCGUGAGACAUGGAGACACAGAGCAGCAGCUUCCUGAUAAUCCAGAGAGAAACACUAAUUAUGUCACU